Macrosiphum euphorbiae (potato aphid) is the source of this 273-nucleotide messenger RNA. The record is from the annotation of a GenBank genome assembly. Lineage: Eukaryota; Metazoa; Arthropoda; Insecta; Hemiptera; Aphididae.
AUGGGAUCUCCAGGGUCGGGCACCGGAAAUUCGAACACGCACACCAGCUCGAGCUUUCACACUCGUUACGGGCGCACAGGCACACCAUUAUACCAUUAUACUGGCCGAUCGAGGUGUACGGUAUAUACCAUGUACAUAUGGGAGUGUAGCGGUGCACCGGACUUUUGCUCGGGGGAUAGCGCUUGGGCGGAGGUUCUCUCGUCGUCCGGUCAUCCCCGGCGAUAUGACGGCGGUGGUGGUGGGGAGGGGGUGCGAGGUCCACCGCCCCUAUAG